GAGGGGAGGCGGGCCCGGACGGGCUCCAGGGGAGGGCCCGGCCCGUCCGCGGCCCGUCCCGACGGGGCUCUCCCGCCCCGUCCCGUCCCGACUCACCGCACUGACGAUCCGCGCCAGCACCUGCGGCUGCUGUACGAAACGGACCAGGUCGAAGGCGCCGCCAGCCUUCGCCGCCCCGUAGGCGCCGCUGCCGCCGCCCUCCAUCGCGUUCCGCCGCCGCUCCUGCGCGGCACCGCCCCGGGAGGGCCGGGCCGGGCGGUCCCGUGGCGCUGGGGCGGGGCGGGCUCGGGCCGGCGGGACCGGGGCUCCCCCGCCCGGACGCAGAGGGCCGCGCUCGUCCCGCGCUGCACCCCGGUGCCCCGCUCCGUCCCUAUCUCCGCCCCGGUGUAACGGGGACGGGCAGCACCGCCCCCACGGCCCGGCCGGCGGCGGGUCCCGGUGAGGGCGGCCGAGGGGAAACAGGGGCUUUGUGGGGCUCCCGCCGCCCCCGCCCGGUACCGGGAGACGGCAGGAACGGCGGGGCGGGCAGGGCUCGGUGCUCCCCGCCCUCCCCGCGGAUCCGCACCCACACCGGCCCACGGCCCCGGCGGAGGCGGCGGGAGCCCCGAGGGGCGUCCCGUCGGUUCCCGGUAUCGGGGCGGGCGGGAGCUGCCGCGGAGCUCCGGAGCCGCCGUCUGCCCCGAGCAGCCUUAGCCCGCUCCGGGGGCAGAGGGAGUUGCGGAGCCCGAGGGUUGGUGGAGGAGGGGAGGAAGGAGACGACGCUGGACACCGGCGGGAGCGGGCGGGGGGACACGGCGGCGGAGCACGGGGGAGUCUGUGCUCCCAUGUGUCCUCUUGGGGCCGGUUCGGACCCCUCCCGAGCCGUGCGCUGGGGCUGGUGCUUGGAGGCUCCGUCCCUGCCCCUGAGGGUCCCGGGACGGCGGGCGAGCUCCUCCCGCGCGGGACCGGCACCGCCCUAUCCGCCCGUUCUUACUUCCUGCCGCUGCCGGGUUGGCCCCGGGGUUAGUCCCGGGUUUAGGCCCGCAGACCGCGCGCUCCCGCCUGCCCCGGAUCCCGCACGCAGUGGCUGCGGUUCCAUCCUCGUCCAGCGGGCCGGCAGCGCGCGGGGGAACCGGGGGCAGGGGCCACUGACGCCCGUCCGCUCGCCGCGGCAGGGCCCGUGUCGGAGGGACCUGCUCGGCCCCGCAGGAUGUCCCAGCCGCCCUCCAUCACCCUCCACGUCCCCGAGGGCACCGAGAGCGAUGGCCAGGAGCCGAGCCCGGACAGCGAGAGAGCCCUGCACACCUCCUUCCACCAGCUUAUCCUGGAGCAGAGCAGCUUGAUCGAGGCAGGUCUGGAGCUGGAGAUGAAGGAGAGGGACAGAGAGUCCCCGGCCUGCCUGGCUCCCCCAGACGCCUGUGCCGCGGCCUGGCCAGAGCCAGGGCAGGGUGAGCAGUGCCCUGGCUACUCCUCCGCCUCCCUGCAGAUCCUGGCCAGCAUGCCCAGCCGCACCAUCGGACGCAGCCUCGGGGCCAUCAUCUCCCAGUACUGCAACCGUACGGCCCGGCUGCGGCGCCGGAGCAGCCGCCCGCCCCUGCAGCAGCUGUGCCGUGCGGCGCGGCCCAGCCUGCGGCAGUACGACCUGGACACUGACCCUGCCAGGGCCACGCUGGAAGACAAGUGGAGCCUGCUGGUGAAGGAGCUGCUGAGCCUCUCGCCCUACCAGCGCAGCCAGAUGCUGCUCACUUUGCCCAUCAGCCUGGCAGAGAAACGCACCCUCCGGCGGCAGGUGAACAGGCAGAGGGGCCUCCUGAGGCAGCAUGCCCAGCACUGGGCCCCCUCCUCGCCCUGUGGAUGGUCCAUCGUCUACGUCGGCCUCGGCUGCCGAGGUCUCUGGUACAGGCUGCUCUCCCUGCUCCGCACCGCGCAGCCCUGGCACUACACCUUGAAGCAAAUCAGUGGCCGCUUUGGCUCCAGCGUCCUCUCCUACUUCCUCUUCCUCAAGACGCUCCUUAUGUUCAACUUCUUCUCAUUUCUCAUCCUCCUGGCCUUCGUGGUGGCCCUGCAGGCUGUGUACCCCCCUCCCUCGGCCAGCCCCCCCCCCUUCACCGGCCUGGAGCUCCUCACAGGAGCGGGCUACUUCACACACUCACUGCUGUACUAUGGCUACUACAGCAACGUCACCCUCAAUGACCCCUGCACCCCUGGCUCCAAGGGCAGCGCGUGCCCCCCCGCAGCCCCCCCGUUCCCGUACAACAUGCCGCUGGCCUACCUGUUCAGCGUUGGGGUCUCCUUCCUCGUCACCUGCAUCCUGCUGGUGUACUGCGUGUCCUGCUCUUUUCGGGAGAGCGUGGGAAGCUCCUUGGGGGACCUGGCUGCCAAAGUCUUCUGCGCCUGGGACUUCAAGGUGAUCCAGAGGCGCUCAGUGAAGCUGCAGUGUGAGAACUUCUGCACCCAGCUGAAGGAGCUGCUGGCAGAGCAGCGUUCCCGCUCCCACUCCCAGAGCCUCUGCCAGCGCCUGAGGCACUGCAUCGUGGUACUCCUGGCCUGGACCCUGGCACUGGGCUCGGUGCUGGGCUGCACACUGGCUGUGCACCACUUGUCUAAGCACAUGCAUGUGGUUCAGCAGGAGCAGCGAGCACAGGGCAGUGGCAGGUGGCAGCAGGAAGCCAUCCUGCUGGUCCUGCCCCUCGUGGUAUCCCUCCUCAAUGCACUGAUGCCCCACCUGUACAACUUGCUGGCGAUGUGGGAGAAGCAGGACUCCCCUGUGACACAGGUCUACGUGGCCAUCUGCAGGAACCUCAUUCUGAAGAUGGUGGUCCUCAGCCUGCUGUGUUUCCAGUGGCUCAGCCGGAGUGUUGUCUGCUCAACAGAGGAGUGCUGGGAGACAUGUGUGGGGCAGGACCUUUAUCGCUUUGUGGUGAUGGAUUUCAUAUUCACCUUGCUGGACACGCUCUUUGGGGAGCUGGUGUGGAGGCUGAUCCUGGAGAAGAGGCUGAGGCAGAGGCCCGAGUUUGACAUUGCCCGAAAUGUGCUGGAGCUGAUCUACGGGCAGACCCUGACCUGGCUGGGCAUUCUCUUCGCUCCACUCCUGCCGGCCGUGCAGAUGCUGAAGCUGCUGCUGCUGUUCUAUAUCAAAAAGACCAGCCUGAUGCGGAACUGCCAGUCCCCCAGCAAGCCCUGGCAAGCGUCGCAUAUGAGCACCAUUUUCAUCACCCUGCUGUGCUUCCCCUUCUUCCUGGGUGCAACCAUCUUCCUCUCCUACACCAUCUGGUCGGUGCAGCCAUCAGAAACGUGCGGACCCUUCCGGGGGCUAGAAACCAUCUACAAAUCAGGGAAGAGCUGGGUGCUAGUGCUGCAGAAGUCCAACCCCAACAUCACUUGGUUCGCCUGGGUCCACCAGCACCUGGUGGAGAACACCUUCCUCCUGUUCUUCACGUCCGGGGCCCUCCUAGCUGUGAUCUACUUCUACAUCCAAGUGGUGAGAGGCCAGCAGAGGGUCAUCUGCCUGCUCAGGGAGCAGAUCGCCAAGGAGGGGGAAGAUAAGAUAUUUCUCAUGCAGAAGCUUCACUCCGUUUAUGAGCAGCGAGAGAGACGUGCCUGAGGCCCAGGUAAGGCUGGCAUGAAGGGCUGGAUCUGUCCAUCACAAUACUGUGCUGGAAGCUGCAGGACCAGAGGAUGCUGGGGAAGAUCCUCCCUGCUUGCUGUGGCCAAGGACCCAUUGAGGCAUGUCAAUAGGAAUGCCAUGGCACAGGGAUGCAGGUGCUCCUGCUGCCUGGAGCUGCUGGGAUGCAGCACAUGCAGAACUAGGACUGCUGUCACACCCCAGGGCACAGCAGUGGGGCUGCCUCACCAGCACAGCCCUGCUCUGUGGGUGGUCACUGCUUGCAGAGAACAGCUCUUCAGCUCUCCUCCCUACCAGCACACUGGCCCCAUGGAGAAUGGCCCUGGGCUGUUUUCAGAAUCCUUUGGAGACAGCAGAGCUUUCUGGAUGGAGAAACCUGCAGCCCAUUUCACGUUGUCCAGGGGCAGCAAGGAUGGAACUGGGAGCUGCCAGGCACUGACAGGGCUGACCCAGCUCCAGCCCUGUGCCUGGCUCGCCAGGAGAGCAGCUGUCUGAUCCCAGUCCCACGAAAAAGGCCUCUGGGCCACCCCAGCAGCCCUACACACACUGCACCAGCUGGCAAGACGGACUCAGAAGAACCACUGUGGUGCUGGGCUGAGCAGGGACCCCAUGGGCUCAGGCUGACCUGGCCCAUUAAAGUGCUGCUGCACAGGA
Molecule: messenger RNA, 4258 nt
Organism: Pipra filicauda (Wire-tailed manakin)
Lineage: Eukaryota; Metazoa; Chordata; Aves; Passeriformes; Pipridae
Gene: TMC6
Product: transmembrane channel like 6
Exons: 19
Coding region: 1190-3583 (797 amino acids)
Cellular component (GO): plasma membrane
Molecular function (GO): mechanosensitive monoatomic ion channel activity
Source: RefSeq, a predicted model, not a curated record